AUGGCCAUGUGCACAAGUUCGCUUUUUCGUCCAUUUCAAUCCAUGCAGAUGAUCAGUGCCGAAUUCCGCCAUGGCACAAAUAUAGUGAGCUGUAUGCAAAGUAGAUACCUUCGCUCAGGUAGCUGUCACCUUGCUGCCAAGUUACCAGUUGUACAUGACAAUGGCUUUAGCUGUGAGUGGCCUGAAAAGCACAGAUUUAAAAUGGCAAAGUUUCUUAAAGUAAUGGAAUGGAUCAUCAAAGACAAUCUAUCAGGGUCUGUCAAAAUCUUUCAACCAAUGGAACCACCUUAUGAAGUUGUUACACGUGUUCACAACUGUGACUAUGUAGAUGGUUUUAUCUCAGGAAGCAUUCCUCCAAAAGAAAUGAGGAAAACUGGCUUUCACUGGUCAGAGGGCCUUGUGAGAAGAUGUUUACUUGAAGUAGGUAGGAAUUUGUGUUAAAAUUAAGUAUGUGCAUGGAUUAGGGUGCUGAAGUAACAAACAGAGUUUUGCAGGGGGAGACUUGCCCCUGAUCCAGAGACCCUCACCAAUAUGAUAGUGAAUACUAUGUUUGACCAAAAUGAAACUCCUUAUAUCCUCAGCACAGUUAGUAUUACUCUUCUCCCCUUCCCACAUUCCAGUAACAGAUCUAGGGGGAGGGUCGAGGGAUUUUUGACUUCUUGUCUGACACCAACAGUCUUGCAACAAAAGAAUCACAUGAUACGAGUGUUUCAAAUUAACUUCUCUAGUGAGGAGAGACAGCCCGCAGAAUAGUUCAGUAUUCUAAUUUGAAUUAAUUUUG
Pocillopora damicornis (cauliflower coral) is the source of this 781-nucleotide messenger RNA. RefSeq lists its product as uncharacterized. Gene Ontology annotation, biological process: epigenetic regulation of gene expression. NCBI's taxonomy places the organism in Eukaryota, Metazoa, Cnidaria, Anthozoa, Scleractinia, Pocilloporidae. Gene Ontology annotation, molecular function: histone deacetylase activity. The record is from RefSeq and is a predicted model, not a curated record.